ACAAUCUCUCACCCAAAAUCCUCCCUCAUACCCGCGUCUCUCUAUACCUACUCGUCCACGCUCGACACGUCUUUGUGGUGAGUACCUUCCUCUGCGACGCGCAUCACCAGAACCAGCACCACAUACCCAUUCUCUUAUUCUUUGCCGCAUCUGCUCGUGCGAAUUGCGUCGCGUCAACUCUCCGAUCUCGUUUUUAUCUUUGUUGAAAAACCUGAUCAUCUUGGGAGUUGCGCGCUGCUUCGUCGCUCGCGUUGCAUCAUCUUCACCUUCGCCUUUUGCGCGCCCGUCUAAGCAAGCAUAGCUGACCAAAGCGCAUCACAGUUCACGACAUCACCACCACUUUCUCGUUCCCAAAUUCAUUUCCAAGGUACGCGCCUUCCCUGAAUUCAGCUUUUUCUUUGCACCAAACACGGAUUUUCACGCGACGAGGAACGCAAUUGCGUUUGCGCCUCAACCACCAUCUCCUCGAACCACCUAUUGCCCGAGCUUAGCUUGAGCUACCCCUCGUCAUUUACAUCGCGUCAACCGCGUUGGCUCUUUCAGCUCUCUCCCCAGCGCACUUCCUCCAUCACUUCACCUUCGCGCAUUCCAAGUCUUGAGCAAGUUUGACUCACACUCCAUAGAACACAUCCAAAAUGCCUAAGGCUGCUGCUGGCAAGCGUGGAAAGGUUGAGAAGAAGCGAGGCAAGAAGGACCCCAACGCCCCCAAGCGUGGCCUCUCUGCCUACAUGUUCUUCGCCAACGAGCAGCGUGAGAACGUUCGUGAGGAGAACCCCGGCAUCUCUUUCGGCCAGGUCGGCAAGCUCCUCGGUGAGCGAUGGAAGGCCCUGAACGAGAAGCAGCGUGCCCCCUAUGAGGCCAAGGCUGCUGCCGACAAGAAGCGAUACGAAGAUGAGAAGCAGGCUUACAACGCCGACCAGGAAGAGGAGGAGUCCUCCUAG
Messenger RNA from Fusarium falciforme, 941 nucleotides. Its product is annotated as Structure-specific recognition protein 1. Bases 636 to 941 code for a protein of 101 amino acids. The record is from RefSeq and is a predicted model, not a curated record. NCBI's taxonomy places the organism in Eukaryota, Fungi, Ascomycota, Sordariomycetes, Hypocreales, Nectriaceae. The transcript has 3 exons.